Messenger RNA from Drosophila subpulchrella, 785 nucleotides. RefSeq lists its product as uncharacterized. NCBI's taxonomy places the organism in Eukaryota, Metazoa, Arthropoda, Insecta, Diptera, Drosophilidae. The transcript has 2 exons. The coding region runs from base 49 to 636 and encodes 195 amino acids. The record is from RefSeq and is a predicted model, not a curated record.
CCAAACGACUCUCUGGACUUCAAUCCAAGAACCGAAAGCCAAAAGACAAUGCUGAGAUUCGGACAACAACUAAUGCUGCUGGCGAUGGCCUGUUUGGCUCUGCAGAUGGCCCAUGGAUGGUUGUUGAAACUGCCCAAGCUGGAGGCGAAACUGGAGAAGGACGAGGCCAUGCUGGACUGGCUGGAGGGCAAGAAGCAGAAGGAGCUGCUCAAGAAGCUGGAUUUCCUCAAUUUGUUCACCGAGAAGGAGGAGGCCAAGCUGGAGAAGAAGGAGAACGAGUGGGAGAAGUUCAAGCAGUGGUGGGACGAGAAGAAGGAGAAGGAGUUGGCCUUCUUCGAGGCCAAGAAGGAGAAGGAGCUGGCCUUCUUCGAGGACAAGCUCGCGAAAAAGUCGGGCAAAAAGAGCAAGUCCAGGAAGACCACAGCGAAGCCCUGCUAUGGCUAUGCCCCCUCCAAAUAUUACUCAGAGGAGGUCACCGAAGCGGUGGAGUACGAGUCGUCGGAGUCCGAGGAAGUCACCCAAAAACCCUACCGAAAGAGCUACGCACCUAAGAGCUACGACAGACCCAGCUAUCCGGUACCCACAAUCUACGAUGUAAGGGACGAUUCGGCGGAGGGUGAACGCUACUUUACCUGAAAGGACCAGGCUAAUUGGCUCGGAUGGUUGGUUGGUUGGACGGAUGGAUGGAUGGACGGAUAUUUAUUUAUUGCAUUUUCUUUGCUCUCUCUCAUUUUGACAUAAUUACAUUUUUAAUAAUAUAAUUAAAAUUCACAUAGCUGAACGAA